AGCCGGCCAGCCAGCCGGCGGCUGUCGGUUCAAUCCUCGCCCGCCCAUUUCCUUGCGACGAGCCGCUCAGCCAUCGCCGUCAGCUUACCUUUAUUGCUCAUCGACACAGCAUAUUCACGAAGAGGUAACUAGUCUCCGCAGCCUUCGCUCGUCUGCUCGUCGUCUCGUACCUCCUCUGCCCUGGUUAAGUUUUAUUUUAUUUCUCUUCCCAUUCUCUCCUUUCGUUCCUUUCUCCCCUCUUAUUCUUCAUUCAUCCCUCAUCCUUUUUUUUUUCUCUUUAGUAUAAUUCUCCCUCCUCCUCCCUGUACCCUAGACCACGCGAUACGAUGGCCUCAACUCUAGCGAGGCCGCGCUCAGAGUCGCGCCUCGUGGUCUAUUACCAGACCACUCACGACCCGAGCGGCAAUCUUAUCUCCAUCCUGCCCUUGAUUACGAAGCCUGGCAUCUCGGUCACCCACAUCAACGUGGCCGCCAUCCACCUCAACGAGGACCCCAAUGCCAUGACCCUCAACGACCAUGCCCCCUCCGACCCCCGGUACACGACCAUGUGGGCGGAGCUGCGCAUCGCCCAAGCCAGCGGGAUCAAGGUCCUCGGCAUGCUAGGCGGCGCAGCCAAGGGCUCCUACACCCGCCUGGAUCAGGACCAGAAGACUUUUGACGCCUACUACGGCCCGCUCUACGAGAUGGUCCGGGAGAGGAGCCUCGACGGUCUCGACCUAGACGUCGAGGAGGACAUGUCGCUCGCAGGCAUCGUCCGCCUCAUCGACAGGCUGAGGUCGGAUUUCGGGCCUGCCUUCGUCAUCACCCUCACACCCGUCGCCACCGCGCUCCUCGACCCAACACGGAAUCUCAGCGGCUUCGACUACGAGGCUCUCGAGGUGAUGCGCGGGUCGCAGAUCGCCUGGUACAACGCCCAGUUCUACUGCGGCUGGGGGGACGCCAGCACCCCCCAUAUGUACCAACUAUGCAUCAGGAAAGGGUGGCAGCCCCAGAAGAUCGUUCUUGGGCUCGUAACGACGCCGAAAAACGGCCCGGGCUGGGUACCCCCCGAAAUGUUGGCCGCAACGCUCACCCUUCUGCGACACCAAUUCCCCAACUUCGGCGGCGUGAUGGGAUGGGAGUACUUCAAUAGCCUUCCCGGAGGCCAAGAACGGCCCUGGGAAUGGGCACAGCAGAUGACUAAAAUACUUUCUGGUCCUCUAGCUCGCCCGAGCACGCAGGCGAAGGCUGUAGCGACAACCCAGAAUACCCGAGUGGCAGAGAAGGAACUAGAUGGAGAAGACGGAGCAACUAUUCCCAAAAGUUUCGAGUACUACUCGGACGGCUCGAGUGAGGACGAGAGUCACACAUGAUUAUGAAUUCAGCAUGGCCGAGAUCGAGGAGAAGGGAUAGAAGAGCUACGAAAAGAAAGAAUCACCUGGAAUUGUCAGCACAGUAACCAUAAGGCCAGGCCAGGCCAGGCUUCGCAUAUUCCGUAACCGUUUGAUCUCUGCCACCAAACAACCC
This is a messenger RNA of Durotheca rogersii, 1506 nucleotides long. Its product is annotated as glycoside hydrolase family 18 protein. NCBI's taxonomy places the organism in Eukaryota, Fungi, Ascomycota, Sordariomycetes, Xylariales, Xylariaceae. Gene Ontology annotation, cellular component: extracellular region. The record is from RefSeq and is a predicted model, not a curated record. Gene Ontology annotation, biological process: carbohydrate metabolic process. The coding region runs from base 327 to 1352 and encodes 341 amino acids. Gene Ontology annotation, molecular function: chitinase activity. The transcript has 2 exons.